CGUUCUUCGUACCAUAAUAAAGCAAAAAGCACAGCGCACCAAAAAGGAUGAAUCUCAUUUCGACCGGCCGCGACAGCGGCCUGAUGCUGCGCCGCCGGUCUUCCUCCCAGAUGGCCGAGCAGGCGAGCAUGGGAGUGACGCCAAAGCACAUUUUCGACCAACUCGCUUCCGGUGCCGGAAACUCCGGGAGCUUCUUGUUGGACAACAUGAAUUUGAAGCGGAAAAUCCACGUUCUGCUCGAGAAUCGAUGUACUUUUACCAUGCUCUAGUACACGUGCAGCAUGACGUCUCUCUUGGUCUCACGGCUCCAUAUCACAUGCAGGACAAACCCAGCAUCUUAUGCAUAAUGUGCAAUAUCAAUUUUAAAUGGGAAAACGAAAAUCAAAAUCAUAACAGCCGUUACCCACUUCAUUCACCUGUCCAUCUGUCUUUCCAUUCUCUGCGUCAUCUUCGAGACCCUAUCCAGGAAAAAACACCCAUCCCCAUCCAUUUUUUGCAUGACAAAUAGUGGAUUUUAUGCAUGUUUUGCAUGACAAAUUGGAUGGGGAUGGGUGUUUUUUCCUGGAUAGACCCAUUGGCGCUCCUACGAGGAAUUUUGGAACGUGAUGGAGAUCUAUUUCACGACGAUUUUCACGAUCGAAUUUGGUCUCCGAUGGUACGCCUACAUCCCCAUCGAGAAAAUGAUGGUCAACGCCCGCUGGAGCUGCAGAACUCCUACUUCGGACGAUGAAAACGCGUACCUUUCUCCGUAUUACAGGAGAGCCGGGCGGUUUGACUUCCUGACGAGGUCCUGGCUGAAUCUGCUGGAUUUCUUCAGCAUUUUACCGCUGUAUCUGUCGGCGGUGUUUUCCCUGCUGGACCUGGUUUUGUCGGACGAAAACAACAGUGACGAUAAUUCCUCGACCACUUCAAAUUCCUCAUCUUCCAACGAGCAGCACGCGAUGGACGUUAUCAAUGCUCUCCGGGUGUUGCGGAUCUUUCGGUUGAUGAAGAUUUUGCGGAAUUUGAACCCCUCCGGGUUUUACCUAAUGUACCAAACCUUGAAGCGGAGCUACACCGGGAUCUCGAUCUUGGCGUUUUUCCUCUCGGUGUUUCUGUGUCUCUUCUCCUCUGUCAUGUACUACGCGGAGAUGCAGGAGUGUCCGAGUAAGGGGCUGCUUUUGAAGGAUUUCCGGUACGAGUUUGAAGGGACCACAACAGCAAGUGCUAUUGCCGGCGGUGCGACAAUAUUAAGCAGCACGUCAACCGAACAAGAGAUCCUGGCCGAAUACCGCGAAGCGUGCGCAGCCUCUACUUCCGGAUUUACGAAGAAUCUGCCCUUCCUCUACCCGGGGCGAAAUCCACUGAUGUUCCAAACAACAUCUGCCCAAGCUGUCACUACUAUCGUGCCUGUAGGUGCUGGUGGUACUGUAGUACAGCAUCAAAUCAGCGCAGCUUCCUCGGGUAGUACGGGUUCCAUCAACGCCUUCGAGCACGACAUGAGCAAGGCCUACCUCUGUUGCGAUUUGCAGCAGGGGCACGAGGCGUCGGAGAAUUUUCCCUCGGUUCUCGCCGCAGCGUGGUGGGCGGUGUAUCAAAUGCAAAGAUGUCUGGGUCUGGAAGGUUGCAAGACUUGUCAUGCAGAUCUUCCAUGACCCAUAACGCCAGCAAUGCAUGACGUAGCAUCACAGACUUUCAGACGGCUUCCUGAUGCCUACUCCGCAUGAGAAAUGGCCUGUUCCCAUGGCGCAGACUGGACUUCUCUUGCUGGUCAUGCAAUACAGAUUUGCUUAGAGUCCAGAGAUUGCAUGACAAGUUGCAAAAUUCCAGACCCAGACAUAUUUGCAAUGCAUACGGUGGUCACGAUGACGACGGUCGGGUACGGGGAUUACGUCCCUGUGACUUUUUUCGGCAAGGUGGUCGGGAUGAUCACCAUGUUGAGCUACGCAAUGGAAAACUAUCGCACUUUGGUAGAAAAAAUAGCAUCACAAAUAAUUAUUUUGGCAAGAACAAAAGUGGAAUUUGUAAUGCGGUUUUCCGUUUGGAAAGAGAUUUGUCAUGCGUGAAUGCAAUUUGUACGAGUGCGAUGCUUUUGCAAUGCAUAUGAGCGGAAUUUUGGUGAUUUCCAUGCCGGCGGCCAUCAUCGGCUCAAAAUUCCAGGAAGUUUUGGAAGAGUACGAGUUGCGGAGGUACAAGACGUUGAAAAAUAAUACUAGCGGGAGUUCCAAUUCAGGAGUAGAACAUCAAGGUACAGGUGUAGCACAGAAUAGAGACAAGACCGCAGAACAUGAACAGCAAGACUCCAAUCAACAAGCCAUCGGAGCUGCACCCGCAAUAGGCACGACCCGGCGGCCGUCUAGCCUGAAGAAAUUUGUGCCGGACGAUCUGCAAAGGAUAGCGGAGGGGAAGGAGGAAGAAGACAGUGGGGCGAAGACGAAUAGCGGAAAACUGGAUGAAGCAACCGAGAGAAUUGGAAGUGCAGCAGACAAAGAGUUGUCUUUUCGCCUGCAACCGACCAGGCUGUUCACCACGGGAGAGGAGGAAGACGAGAAACACAACCUGAAUCGCAUCAGCGAGGGGACAGCUGUAACUUCAACAUCCCAGACAGAACAGGUAAUAUUUUCCACCGCCAAGGGUGAACAACACGCACUUCCCCCGCCCAGAAUAUGAGAGUGCACAACUCCCCCUCCCCCUCAUUUGUAAUGAAAAAUACCAAAUUCACACCUUGCUCGUAGGCACUGUUAGCAUGACAAAUUUUGGAUCCUCAAAUAGUACUACAAUCCGCAUGCAGAUUUGUCAUGCGAAAGCCCCUUUUCUGCUGUCGCUUGUGUUGCUGUUCAUGCAAUACAAAUGAGGGGGAGGGGGAGUUGUGCACUCUCAUACAUCAGAAGUGUCGGUUUUCAUUCGGAGGAAGAAGAAGACGAGGAGGAUUCCACCAGCGUCGACGCAAGCAGUUUGCACUAUGGGACUCUCAAAUGUUACAUUCUCAACUGUUACACGAUUUGUAAUGCAAAAUUGGCUUCAUAAUCGACACCAUCAAGCUGCUUCGCAUGACAAAUUCUCAGAGGGCCAAACAGGCUGACGCUCUGUUCCAAAUCUGUCAUACGAGACACGCUAGGUCAACACCCCGUUCACUUUUACCAUUCUUGCAUUACAAAUGCAUGUAACAGUUGAGAAUGUAACAGUUGAGAGCACCAUAUGAACCUGUUAUCGGAUGAGGACAAUGGCGAAACAAUGUUGGACAGUGACGACCCGAGGACGAGCGAUGGUCAUGGCCGUGGUCAAAAUAGAAGAAAAAAUGUCAACAGCGACACCUCUUCCUCUGACGAAUUCGAUGCGAAUUUGGACCAGUUUUCGGACGAAUUCGAUGAUGAGGAUGAAGAGGAUAUCAAUCCUGACAAUGACAACGAUUCUCUGAUUUCCUGCUCCACACUGCAAGUAGGAACUACGAAUGGUCGCGAUGAUGACACCAGCGAGUAUGGGACUCUCAAACGUUACAUUCUCAACUGUUGUAUGAAUUUCUCAUGCAAAAGUACCUUAAGCCAGCAGAUGAUCGAGCGGCUUCGCAUGACAAAUGUCGGAAGGGCUAAACAGCAUCUAAAUCUGCGCCAAACUUGUAAUGCAGAAGGCGCAAUCUUCCUCCUUUCACUUUUGCCAGUCUUGCAUUACAAAUUCAUGUAUACAGUUGAGAAUGUAACAUUUGAGAACUCCAUAGCGAGGAUGAAAUAAGACACCCCUACUACAACGUGGAAAACCCGUAUCCUGAGAAAAAAGUGAUACAGUUACACAUUGUGUUGCAGGCCAAGCAAGACAGACAAGCUCUGUCAUGCCGGAUAUGCAUAGUAGCCUCCUUUCAUAGGUGCUUUCCCGUAGGAUUUCUGCAUUGCAAGUUUUCUCUCUCAUGCAGAGAAAUUUGUGUUGCUGAAUUGACAUACAAAUGUGUAACUGUAACACUUUUUUCGUAGGAUAACCCGCGGUUGCAGCGGUUUGUCAAGUGGAUUGAUCGAUGUAAAGGAGCAGCUUCAACAUCAACAGCACCAGCACGACCCUCUAGCAGCAAAACCAAACUCUCGAAAAAGCAACGCCAGGAACUGGAGUUGAAGAAGAAGCUCGCGUUCGCCAGUCAGAAACAACUAAGGAAGAUGCUAAAGCGGGAUUUCUUCGAGGAAUCCUAUACGACAGUGAAAACAAGCGAGGAUCAGGUGAUCGUGCAGCCCAGUCCGCCGGUGGUCCAGCGGGUUAGCAGUAAGAGGAAAAGCAGCUUGAAAAAAUCACCGUCGAAGGAGAAGGUUGCAAUGGCGAAAGUUGUGGAAGGAAAUGAAGGAGGGGCUGGCGCGGCAGCAUCGUCAUCAUCCGGAGCCGGAAUUCCUCUGCAAACGGACAGCACAAGCGCCGCUGGGGCCGCACAUCAAACUGGUGCAGACGACACUUCUAAUCAAGCCCGCACGUCUGCAGUUUCCGCCGCUACCAGCAGUCAAAUGCACUUCAACGAAAACCGCACUUCUGCGAUAUCCCACACGUCCUCUACGUCGACCCACAGAAUGAGCGAGAGUUUCGUGUUUCACAGCUUGGACGGGGCGAUAAACACGAGGUCCAAUUCGAAUUUGGAUGGUAACACGACGACGAACAUCGUCAAUCUUGUUGCGCAGGAACAAUCUACCGCUCCCGCCGCUGCAUCAGCACCCGCACCUCCCGGAACAAUACCUGCAGCACUUUCCUCGCAGACGGACGCUGAAACGAGCGAGAAUGAGGGAACAACGAAGGCUCACCUGCAAGAAGGAACGCACGAGAAGAUGAUUCCCACCCGCAGGAAAAGGAAAAAAAACGAAAAGGUGAUGAAACCCUCGCCCGAACAGGAGACGAUAGAAACCAGGUGGAAUUACGGCGCGGAGAAGCUAUAUGGAAGUGUCAGAAUCGAAAUUGACAAAAUCGAAAAAGUUGUGAUGCAUGAAAUCGAUACCAGUUGGAGCCUCAGUUUCCAAGUGGCGCAUGACAAAUUUCGGGAGCACCCAAAUCCAGUCUGUCAUGCUGUUUGGACAAAGAAGACUGCUCCUGUCAUGCUAACUACUCUGGCAGCACAUUGCAUACCCCUAAACAGGCUUGCAAUCGGUCUCAUUUGCCUGCUCCCCAAUACAGGCCUUCAGUGCCCUACAUUUUUUGCAUCACAAGUGUUUCGAUUUUGUCGAUUUCGAUCCUGACACACCCAUAAGCUAACGGAGAAUUUGGAUUCUAGCAAUUUAGCGAAUCUCGGGUUGAUUCUAGCGGACAAGCAAACGAAAGCGGGGAAGAAGUACGGGGCGGAGGAGACUAGGAAGAAAUUGCUGGAGGAAAAAAGGCGGUUUUUGCUGGAGCAGGAGAGGCUCGCGAACCAAGAAGAAGACGACGGGAGCUACGAUUGGAUCUGUAGCAGUCAGAAGUGGCUGAGCGGGAACGACAGCAUUUUGGAUUUGCCAGCGGGCGUCGAGUCCUUGCACCACUUGGAUGACAAGAUCCUGCAGCGCAGGAUGCUGAGUAAGGGGAAGAGGAAGAGUAGCAAGGACAGCGGGAAGAUGAAAAUCGGAGCGGGAGCAGGAAAAACAAGUACAACAACGAUCGGGGGAAACAAGCAAGAGGACAGUGCGAAUAAAGUGGACGUCGAAGAGGACGAGUACAUAGAAGACGUGGAAUACGCAAGGAACAAGCCGAAGCCGUUUCCGCCACCACACCUAGUUCCGAUUUUACUGAAGCAUUUGAGCAAUCAAAUGCACGCAGAUGCGGACAAUUUGAAUAUCAACAGUAAUUCUGGUUUAUUACCGGCUACAAUUGCCACAACGACUUCGAGCAUUCGCGUCGCCGGCAGUGGUCCUCUGUCGCCUUCGGCGGGAGGUGCUGGCACUAUGGGUCUUUUAGCCGGGAACAAUGUACCAGCAUCUGACGUAGUACUAGAUCAACAUCAACAGCAAAAGUCCGCGCUGUUGGAGCAGCAGAGCUACACCUUGAUCACAAAAUUGUACCUCGAGGAACGGUAUGCAAUGCAAAAGUAUCGUAGUAGUAUAAAUUGCAUUUUUACAAAUUUGCUCAGCAUUACAAAUGGAAUUUGUAAUGCGUAUUUGCCUUAAGAAAAAAAUUCAAAUUUGUGAUGCAUAAAAGCAAUUAGUACGAGUACGAUUCUUUUGCACAGGAUAAACGGAAUCUUGUCGGGAUGUUUAAGCAGAAGCAGAAGGAGGCCCGGCUCGCCCUGAAACAGGUCCGGCAGGUAUCACAGGAAAAAGUGUUAACGGUAACGAAAUUUGUGAUGCAGUACAGCAUUACAAAAGCAAAACGUGCCCAAAUUUGUUAUGUAUAACAUGCGUGCUGGGCAAAAUUUGUCAUGCUUAUUUGCAAUCCAUGAAAACCGUUAAGGUUAUACACUUUUUUGCUUGAUAGCAGGUGGAGAAAAGGAUUUUGAAACUCCGGGUGAAGGAGGCGAGGAGACAGAAGAUAUCAAAUGUAAAAAUGUCUGGGUCUGGAACAAAGCAACUUGUCAUGCUAAAUCUGAAUCAUGUAAAAAUCUGUGUUGCAUGAUUACCAAAAGCUGUCCACUUUUGACCUAAUCGCGAGGCAGUUUCUCAUGCAGGAUAGGCAUGAUAGAACUCUCACAGAAUCUGUCAUGCUAUGUCCUUCAUACCAAACCUCAUGGAUCAUGGAAAACCUGCAUGGCAAGUCUGGCAUUCUUCCAGACCCAGACCUUUUUGCAGUUGAUAGAAGAAAAUCGUGAACAAAUUGAGCGAGUAUUACAACAGCUGCAGGGAAAAGAAUCUUCACUCGGGUGGUGCAGCUAGCGGUGGAGAAGAGGAUGCUGGUGCAGCUGCGAAGAGUUCUUCCAAUGAUCUGGCUGCCGACACGGGAAUCAACGUGGACACGGAUGAACAGACCGCUGUUGCUGGGAUAUAGCAGGGGAACAGCAACUCCGCGGCAUAGCGAAGAAGAAAAUCACAGGCUUCAGCCUCUAGUGUAAAAGCCACGGCGGAGGUACGAAGUGUGGCUGUCACGGGCGCAGGCGGACCGUGACAGUUGUAGCGGUCUCCAGGUCGACCUCCGGGUCCGCGUCCUCCGGUGCUUUCAUUCUGGAGUAGGGGCCGCGACUGUGUCGAUGAAGAUGAUGCCUUUGUCAAGUUAGAUCCACGCGAGAAGAUAGCAGUGGUGGUUCAUAGGUCAUCUUCCGUGGAACAAAACUAAACAACACAAGCAUGAAUUAGCGCUGACAUACUUCUUGGUCGGAAACAACUCGAAUGGCAUUUUUGAAAUUAUAAUUAUUUCUGCAAUCGCAAAACUUGUUCUUGUUACC
This is a messenger RNA of Amoebophrya sp. A120, 7285 nucleotides long. Lineage: Eukaryota; Dinophyceae; Syndiniales; Amoebophryaceae. The record is from the annotation of a GenBank genome assembly.